Penicillium longicatenatum is the source of this 1068-nucleotide messenger RNA. RefSeq lists its product as uncharacterized. Lineage: Eukaryota; Fungi; Ascomycota; Eurotiomycetes; Eurotiales; Aspergillaceae. Bases 1 to 1068 code for a protein of 355 amino acids. The transcript is spliced from 3 exons. The record is from RefSeq and is a predicted model, not a curated record.
AUGUCUCUCACAUCCAGAUUGCUUCUUUCUUUUCUGAUUUCGUCUGGAUUGAUAGCCGCGGAAUCAGUCGGCUACUUUGACGAUACUUCCAUCUGCGCUGAUGCAAGCGGCCUUUCAAAGUGCUACGAGAAGGCGGAUGCCAGCUGGAGUAGCUGCAUCAACAACAAUUGCGCUGGAGGCAGUGAUGAAUGUUACAACUCUUGCAAUGGAAAUGCCUCUUGCAUGAAGACGCAAUGUCCUAGUUUAGGAAUGGAUUGUAUUAACGCCUGUGGGUGUGUCAAUGCGCUUAAUCAGGUUGACUGCAUCGCUUCGAGCUGCUGGAAUCAGGUUUACUCCUGCGAAUACCAAAGCACAGUCGAAGAUAUCAUCAACUUGUGCGCGAUAACUGAUCUGGAUGAAAUUCCGUUCUGGCCUCCACCUGACGAUGCUGUCUCCGGGUGCUCCUGUAAUAUUGGCAAGGUGUACAAGAAAGAAAUCCUGAUCGGGGACCAGAUUAGCACCUGCGCCAAUAACAUGACGAAUCUCAAUCAGAUGUCCGAUAAUGAUGCCAUUUCGGAAUACGCCGAUGCGUGUAUUUGCUGUGCAGAAAGUGCAAUUCUGUCCACCAUCUGGGAUACCUGUCCGAAUACGAAACCCUCUCUCCUUGCGGCCGACACAUGGUACAGCUCAAUGGGUGAUUUCGAAACAUGUGGCGACUACCUCGAUGCGUAUGAUUGCGCCGGUGCGCUGGGCUUUGGAGCCGAGGACGCGGGGGAAACGACCACAUAUUACAAGCUUGGCGGCUUUCCGAAGAAUGGAACCGAGACGCUCUAUAAUACCGGUUCUUUGACGGCACCGGUCAGUGGAGCAACAUUUACCUGGACAUUUAGAUCGAAUUUGCAUGUUGUUACUGCUGUCUCGACAGACCAUGUUGUUGCUGCUGCGACAGCUACAGAUGGGCAAAGUCAGACUGGUAGCGCGACGCAGACUGCGGCGAGUAGUACUCAUACCGGUACGGGUACUGCUAGGGAUAUUCCGAUGUGGACAGCACUGGCAUUUACUUCUAUCCUGAUCUUUACGCUAGUCUAG